CUUGCUGGUUAAUAAGAACGCUGUUACCCACUUUAGGAAUAGGGAGUAACAGAAACUGCGGGUAUCCAUCUCUCUCACCUUCAGGAGAGAAGACAAAGAAGCCACGACGAAACUUUGCAAAGGAAUAUACUUAUAGUUCAUUUGGCAGUUCAGUUUUUUUGUUUCCUUUUAUUGUUUUUAUUAUUUAGAGACAGAUGGGGACCACUGGGCUCGCGGUUGUGGGCAUUUUACUCGCCAUUUUACAGGUCUCUUCUUUUGAGGGUGAGGGGCUGAGGAGGAGGAAGAGAGAAUGGGUUAUCCCUCCCAUCUCUGUCGUUGAGAAUGACCGAGGACCCUACCCCCUAAGAUUAUCUCAGGUCCGUUCUAAUGAAGAUAAAGGGAAGAACAUCUCCUACAGCAUUACUGGUCCAGGAGCUGAUCAGCCCCCUGUUGGCCUUUUCACCAUGGACAGAAACACUGGUAAUCUGUAUCUCACACAACCACUGGACAGAGAGAGAAAAGACAGCUACAUGUUUCAAGCACAUGCAGUAGCAGAAGGUUCAGGAAAUGCUGAGGCCCCUAUGGAAAUUAUAGUGAAAGUAAUUGACCAGAAUGACAACAAACCUACUUUCGCUCAAGACAUCUUUCUGGGAGCUGUUGCUGAGGCCUCACCAACAGGUUUUGAGGUGAUUAAGGUUGUGGCCACAGAUGUUGACCAGCCAAAUACUGCCAACUCAGAUAUCCGCUACCGUCUUAUCAGCCAGGAGCCACAGUUGCCCAGUGACCUCAUGUUUGUCAUCAACCCAAUCACAGGAGUCAUCAGAGUCAAUGCCAGUGGGCUAGACAGAGAGAAAUACCCCACAUAUACUCUGGUGGUACAAGCAGCAGACAUGGUGGGAGAAGGAUUGACUGGAGAAGCAAAAGUAAUCCUAACUGUCACAGAUAGCAACGACAAUGCUCCGGCCUCUACUCAGCCGUCGGUGCCCAUUCUGGAAGUUCCCAAGUCGGGUGAGGGGCUGAGGAGGAGGAAGAGAGAAUGGGUUAUCCCUCCCCUCUCUGUCGUUGAGAAUGACCGAGGACCCUACCCCCUAAAAGUAUCUCAGAUCCGUUCUAAUGAAGAUAAAGCGAGGAAGAUCUCCUACAGCAUUACUGGUCCAGGAGCUGAUCAGCCUCCUGUUGGCCUUUUCACCAUGGACAGAAACACUGGUAAUCUGUAUCUCACACAACCACUGGACAGAGAGGAGAAAGACAGAUACAUGUUUCAAGCACAUGCAGUAGCAGAAGGUUCAGGAAAUGCUGAGGACACCAUGGAUAUUAUAGUGAAAAUAAUUGACCAGAACGACAACAAGCCUACUUUCAAUCAAUCCACCUUUCUGGGAGAAGUUCCUGAGGCCUCACCAAUAGGUUUUGAGGUGAUUCAGGUUGUGGCCACAGAUAUUGACCAGCCUGAUACUGACAACUCAGAUAUCCGCUACCGUCUUAUCAGCCAGGAGCCACAGUUCCCCAGUGACCUCAUGUUUGUCAUCAACCCAAUCGCGGGAGUCAUCAGAGUCAAUGCCAGUGGGCUAGACAGAGAGAAAUACCCCAAUUACACUCUGGUGGUACAAGCAGCAGACAUGAAGGGAGAAGGAUUGAUUGGAGAAGCAAAAGUAAUCCUUACUGUCACAGAUAGCAACGACAAUGCUCCGGCCUCUACUCAGCCGUCGGUGCCCAUUCUGGAAGUUCCCAAGUCGGGUGAGGGGCUGAGGAGGAGGAAGAGAGAAUGGAUUAUCCCUGCCCUCUCUGUCGUUGAGAAUGACAGAGGACCCUACCCCCUAAAAGUAUCUAAGAUCCGUUCUAAUGAAGAUAAGGUUAAGAAGAUCUUCUACAGCAUCACUGGUCCAGGAGCUGAUCAGCCUCCUGUUGGCCUUUUCACCAUGGACAGAAACACUGGUAAUCUGUAUGUCACACAACCACUGGACAGAGAGAGAAAAGACAGCUACAUGUUUCAAGCACAUGCUGUUGCAGAAGUUUCAGGAAAUGCUGAGGCCCCUAUGGCAAUUAUAGUGAAAGUAAUUGACCAGAACGACAACAGACCUACUUUUGCUCAAUCCACCUUUCUGGGAGCUGUUGCUGAGGCCUCACCAACAGGUUUUGAGGUGAUUAAGGUUGUGGCCACAGAUAUUGACCAGCCAGAUACUGACAAUUCAGCUAUACGCUACCGUCUUAUGAGCCAGGAACCAAAGUUGCCCAGUGACUUCCUGUUUGUCAUCAACCCAGUCACGGGAAUCAUCAGAGUCAAUGCCGGUGGGCUAGACAGAGAGAAAUACCCCAAUUACACUCUGGUGGUACAAGCAGCAGACAUGAAGGGAGAAGGAUUGACUAGAGAAGCAAAAGUAAUCCUUACUGUCACAGAUAGCAAUGACAAUGCUCCAGCCUUUACCCAGCCGUUGUAUGAGGCAGAAGUUGAUGAAAACAAAGUCGCCGCUCAGAUCUUAACAAUGUCAGUAACAGACGGUGACGAUCCACAUUCUCUAGCCUGGAACGCCAAGUUCAGGAUUGUCGAUGGUGAUCCUGAAGGACUUUUUACCAUCGAAACAGGAAGUAACAAACAUGAAGGAAUCAUUUCUACUGCCAAGGGUCUUGACUUUGAGAAGAGCAGCACGCAUACUUUGUUGGUUGCAGUGGUGAAUGAGGUUCCUUUUGCUGUUCCACUGCCCAUUGCCACCGCCACAGUGGUGGUGACUGUGCGGGAUGUUAAUGAAGCUCCAGUCUUAGAUCCAGUAGAGAUGCAUGUGGUAAAACGGGAGGCCCUUGCUGUUGACAGUGAUGUGGUGCAGUACACCACUUCUGACCCAGACACCGGACGCACACAGAAAGUCACAAAUGGUCAUCGUCCUGAAUUUAUUCGCUGAGCAGUUGAGAGUACACUGUGGUCCUGAGGGUUGCAGACAACGAGGGCGUGGAGCAGGACAGCAGCGUACAGGCCACAGUGUGUGACUGCACUGGGAAAGUUAUACAUAUAGGGAAGGUGGUACCGAAAUGCCUGUAAUAUGGGGAAUAUUGGGAGGCAAUCUUUUGCUGCUCAGUAAGUAAAUAUUUGAUUUUAGUUAUAUGUAAAGAUGCUCAUGCUUUCUCUGCUGUGUAGGAAGUGGUUGGACUUGUGGUGACUUAAAGGGUAACUUUGUUUUUUUUCAACCUUUUUUCAACCACUUUUUGUAUGUCUUUGGGACUGAUGGGAACAACAAUCUUUGACACUGGUCCAGUAUUAAGCAAGAUCGCUGC
Molecule: messenger RNA, 3243 nt
Organism: Perca flavescens (yellow perch)
Lineage: Eukaryota; Metazoa; Chordata; Actinopteri; Perciformes; Percidae
Product: B-cadherin
Exons: 19
Coding region: 195-2873 (892 amino acids)
Biological process (GO): adherens junction organization; calcium-dependent cell-cell adhesion; cell migration
Cellular component (GO): cytoplasm; adherens junction; plasma membrane
Molecular function (GO): cadherin binding; beta-catenin binding; calcium ion binding
Source: RefSeq, a predicted model, not a curated record